AUGGCUGCCACGACAAUUGAGCUCCCCUACCUCGCGUCGCAUUACUCCAUCGCGGAGUCUUCGCUCUCCACUCUCACCCAAGCUCCGACGGUCGAAUUAGUCAAUCAGCUGCUCGAGGCGAUCACCAAGAAGGCGCGAGAGUUUGAUGAUCUGAAGUCAGACAAACUUCGGGUUGAGGUGGAGCUCGAAAAUGCUGUCCGAAGUAGUGACUCAAAGAUCAAAGUCCUGAAGAGUUCGGUCGAAAAGGGCCAUGCUGAGAUGGAAGAAACCCGGAAGAAGCUCCACGAAUCAGAGAAUGCCCGGUCGAAGCUAGAAUCCGAAAUCGCGACGCUCAAGUCGUCCUCCACCUCCAACGAAUCCGAGUUUACCUCUUUGAAAUCCCGUAUCGCUUCCCUUGAAGCCUCCAACAGGGAUACACUGGCGCUUCUGGAAUCGAAGUCUGCCGCCUACGAUAAGCUGGCGGAGGAACUGUCGACACAACACAAGAAAACCAUCGAUUUGAGACGGGAAUUGUCCAUUGCAGAACAGAAACUUCAGGCGUCCAAUGCGGAAUCUGCAAGUGCCCGGUUCCGCGAACAAAACCUGGAGCGGGACCUGGAACUCACGAAGAAGAACAAUGAGUGGUUUGAGACGGAGUUGAAAACCAAGUCUACCGAGUAUCUUCAGUUCCGCAAGGAGAAGAGCGCGCGGAUCUCGGAGCUUCAGCGCGAGAAUGAAGAGGCGCAUGCAACAAUUGAAUCCCUGAAACGCAGUGAAAACGGCCUGAAGAGCCACUUGGCUGAUCUCGAGAAGCGCUACGAAGACUCGUUGACGUCUAUUCAACAACUCAAAGAGGAGGCCAUCCAAACGGCCGAGUCGUUCAGAAAUGAGCUUGACAGUGCGAACAGACUGGCCGAACUUCAAGGCAACGCCGCCGAGACCGCCAAGAAGCGCGUCCAGGAAUGCCAAUUGGCGUUGGAGAAAGCGAGGGACGAUGCUGCGGAGGAAAUCUCAAGACUUCGAGUGGAAAUCGAAACAGAACAUUCCGAUAAAGAAUCUGCGGAGCGACGCGUCGCUGAGCUCGAGCACACGAUCAGCCAACUCGAAUCCGAAGGAUCUGCACGACCUAUGAGCCCAGGCUUGAACGGGGGUCCCAGUACUCCCGUCCGUGCCGGAACCCCUGCUGGAACCUUCUCUCCCAGGGCAUCUCGUGGUAAGGGUGGUCUUACUAUUACGCAGAUGUAUACGGAGUAUGAUAAGAUGCGGACCAUGUUAGCCGCAGAGCAGAAGACCAGCCAAGAACUCCGCACCUGCUUGGACGAGAUGGUCCAAGAUUUGGAGGCCAGCAAGCCUGAGAUAGAUGAGCUACGGGCGGAUCACGCACGGCUUGAGAACGCAGUGGUAGAGAUGUCCAACAUCCUGGAGACCGCCGGAAAAGAAAGGGACGAGGCAACAAAGGAAGCCAGGAAGUGGCAGGGCCAGGUGGAGGGAUUGGUUCGUGAAGGAGAUAUCCUUCGGCAGCAACUACGUGAUUUGAGCGCCCAGAUCAAGGUAUUGGUAUUGGAAGUUGCAGUCUUGAAGGAAGGCGAAGAGAACUACGACCGGGAAGAGUUGGAAAAGAUUGCUCGGAAGGAGAUUGAUGAGUCGGCUGCGGAUCUCACUCCGACCGGACGAUUCAUCAGCCAGAAUCUCAUGGCUUUCAAGGAUCUCCAUGAGCUUCAGGAACAAAACAUCACUCUCCGUCGCAUGCUGAGAGAACUUGGCGACAAGAUGGAGGGUGCCGAGGCCCGUGAGAAGGAUGCCGUACGGCAGCAGGAGCAGGAGGAACUCAAGGAAUUGCGGAUUCGCGUGCAGACGUAUCGUGACGAAAUCGCCAACUUGGUUGCCCAGACGAAGAGCUAUGUUAAGGAGCGCGACACUUUCCGGAGCAUGUUAACUCGCCGACGCCAAACAAUUGGGGAUUCUUCUGCAUUCUCCCAGUCGCUCCCGUUGGGUGCAGCUCCACCUGCCGCUACCGAUGAGCGCGGAGACACUCCUGACUACGCUGAGUUGCUGCGCAAAGUGCAAGCCCACUUUGACAGUUUCCGCGAGGAAUCCGCAACAGACCACUCAGCGCUUAAGCAACAAGUCAAUGAACUCUCGCGUAAGAACAGCGAGUUGAUGAGUGAAAUUAGCCGCUCUAGCAGCCAGCUUGCAGCUGCCACGCAGCGAGCCGAACUGCUCCAGGGCAACUACAACCUCCUGAAGAACGACCAUGGUGACCUUCAGAAGCGAUUCAACUCUAUCAUGGAAAAUGCUACGAGACAGGAUCUGAAGACACAGCAAGUAGCUCAGGAUCUGGUGGAAUCCAAGAUUCUCAUUGAAAGCCUCCAGCGUGAAAAUGCAAACUUGAAGGCGGAGAAGGAUCUCUGGAAGAGUAUUGAGAAGCGAUUGAACGACGAUGUCACUGCCUUGAGAAAUGAGAGAAGCCGCCUUGACUCCCUUAACGCCAACCUGCAGACGAUCUUGAACGAGCGCGAACACACAGACUCCGAGACGAAGCGCCGACUACAGACUAGUGUCGAAUCUCUCGAGUCGGAGCUGCAGUCUACGAGACGCAAGCUGAACGAUGAGGUCGAAGAGUCUAAGAAAGCUUCUCUCCGCAGAGAAUAUGAACACGAGCAGAGUCAGAAGCGGAUUGAUGAUUUGGUAACCAGCUUGGGCGCAGUGAGAGAAGAGCUGGUGGCUGCGAAGACCACACGCGACCAUCUGCAGACCAGAGUGGACGAACUCACUGUUGAACUCCGGAGUGCGGAGGAGCGCCUUCAGGUUGUCCAGUCCAGACCCAGUGUCUCUGCUGCUCCGGCUGAGAUUCCUGCAACUACUGAAGAGGGAUCUCAAGAGACCGGCUUGACCCGUGAACAAGAACUAGGAAUCCAGGUCGCCGAGUUGAAACGUGACCUGGACCUAGCCAAGGGCGAGCUUGAGCAUGCCAAGGAGCAGGUUGAGGACUACAAGUCUAUCAGCCAGGACGCAGAGGAACGCCUGCAAUCGGCUACUGAGACACACGAUCUGUACCGGGAAGACACAGAGCGCUUGAUCGAAGAAAAGGAUAAGAGGAUCCAGGACCUCGAGAAGCGUAUCGAAGAGAUUUCUUCUGAGCUCUCAUCAACGAACAAUGAGCUCAGCAGAAUGCGUGACGAACAAAGCGAGGCAUCUCGCCGCCUUGAAGAGCAGAAGUCCGAGUUGGAGGCAGAAAUCAAACGACUGAAGGAUGACAAUGAGCGACAUGUUGCUGCGGCACAAUUCCACCAAGAUGAUCUGAAGGCGCAGGCAGAGAUCGCGCAGAACGCACAGCAGAAUUACGAGAGCGAACUGUUGAAGCACGCGGAAGCUGCACAGAAUCUGCAAAAUGUUCGCAACGAGGCCAACCAGUUGAAACUCGAAAUUGUUGAGCUGCGUGCCCAAACCGAGACAUCCAAGAGCGAUCUCUCCAAAAAGGAGGAGAGUUGGAAGGAACUCAAGGAACGAUACGAGACUGAGAUCUCCGACCUGCAGAAGCGCCGCGAGGAAGUGCUUCACCAGAACUCCUUGCUCCACACCCAGCUUGAGAACAUCACCAACCAAAUUUCUGCGCUGCAGCGCGAUCGCGCCAGCAUUCCCGAGAACGAAGACGAGGAAUCAACAGCCCCUAACCUCGAAAACCUCCAGGAGGUUAUCAAAUUCCUGCGCCGUGAGAAGGAGAUUGUGGAUGUUCAAUACCAUCUUUCUACACAAGAGAGCAAGCGUCUUCGCCAGCAACUCGAGUACACUCAGAGUCAGCUUGAUGAAACUCGUCUCAAGCUCGAAGAGCAACGUCGUGCUGCUGCCGACAGCGAGCACACUGCGCUGAGCCACAACAAGUUGAUGGAGACGCUGAACGAACUGAAUGUGUUCCGAGAGAGCAGCGUCACUUUGCGCAACCAAGUCAAACAAGCUGAAACCGCUCUUACAGAGAAGUCUGCUCGUGUGGAAGAGCUUGAAAAGCAAAUCGAGCCUUUGGAAACUCGCAUCAGAGAACUUGAGAACGUGGUGGAAACGAAGGACGGCGAGAUCCAGAUCUUGCAAAAGGACCGUGACUUCUGGCAGAAGCGCACUCAGGAUAUUCUUCAGAAGUAUGACCGUGUCGAUCCGGCAGAGAUGGAAGGACUAAAGGAGAAGCUUGAAACGUUGGAGAAGGAGCGGGAUGAAGCUGUGUCGGCCCGCGACACGUUGCAAACGGAAGCUGCGGCGUUCCAAGAGAGACUGGCGGAACUGCGCGCCAGACUUACGGAACAAUUCAAGGCCCGCUCAAAGGAGCUCACUGGCCGCAUCAAGGACAAGCAGGCCGAGUUGACUGCUAUGGCCCAGGAGAAGGAUGUAAUACAGGAGGAACUGAAGACAACCAAGGCAGAAUUGGACCAGCUUAAGGCUAAGGUGGCAGAAAACCCGGUAUCUUCUACUACUGAAGAAGCAGCUGUCUCGUCUGCGGUCAACUCGACUCCUGCAUCGCAGUUCCCUGCACCCAACACCCAGGUGACUGCCCCAGCAGACGACGAAAAGAUCCAGGCUCUCGAGGGCAAGGUGCAGCGUCUUGAAGCAGCCUUGGCCGAGAAGGAUGCCGCCCUUGAAGCCAAGGAUGCCGAGCUCGCGACCAAGAUAAGUGAGCGCGUGGAGGAGCUGAAGCAAUCUUUCAAUGCCGAGAUGAGCCAGGCGAAGACCUCCCAUCAACAAGAAAUCGAACGCUUGAAGGCUGGCCAACAGGGCGUCCCUCAGACGCCUGGAACGCCUGGCCCUAGGCCUGAUCAACCUCCUGCCACUCCCGUGCAGGGAGGAAUGGUGGAGCUGCCCGAGCUUUCUGAAACUCAAGUCAGAGAGCUUGUCAAGACGAACGACGUCAUUCGGAAUAUUCUUCGCAACAACAUCCGGAGUAAGGUCACCGCGGAGAAGGGGGAGCUUACGAAAGAAUAUGAGCAAAAACUCGCUCAGGAACGGGAGGCGCUCAAGAAGUGCGAGGAAGGUGUUGAAGAAAAGGUCAAGUCUGCAAUUACAUUAUCAGAGAAAAAGACGGCAGUCAAGAUCAGCAUGCUCGAAUCUCGGGGUCGGACUUCGCAAGCUAAGCUCGAAGUCGUGCAGAAAGCCGCUACUGAAACUCCUCAGAAGCCUGUUGUUGAAGUGUGGGAGGUAGUAAAAACCACGAAGGCUCCUCCCCAGGCGCCCAAGCCUACUCAGGUGGGGUCUCCUGCACUGGAUGCAGCUCAAUCAGCACCUGCAGCUCCUUCUCCGUCACCAGCUCCAGCGCCUCCUAAUGGAGCUGCCGCUCAACCACAACAACAAGCUCAACAGGAGCAGCAACAACAACAACCAGUGGCUCCAACAACAGCGGAGACGCCAUCGACCGUUGCUGCGCCGGCGCAACCUCAAGCUCAGUCUCAACCCCAGGGAGAACAGCAGCCACAGCAGCAAGCUCCCGCCGAGGCUCCGACAACGGCUCCGGCGGAGAAUGCCAGUUCAUCGACGGGGGAUCAGAACAAACAAGCCCCAGCGUCCCUUCCCAACAAGCCCCCUGCAGGCUCCAACACGGGCGUCCUUAAAGCCUUGCAGUCCGGUCUUCCUGUUGCCAAAGGCGGUCGUCAGGCAGCUCGUGGCCAACAGGGCCAGCAACAGCAGCAAGGACAAGGCCAAGCACAACAGCAAGGCCAAAGCCAACGGGGAUCGGGUCUCCCGAAGAGCCGUGGCGGCCGCGGGGGCCAUGGGGGCCCUGGUCGAGGCGGUAACAUGAAUGUUCAAACGAACGUACCCCAAGGGCAGGGACAACAGAACAGCCCUGGUGGUGGCCGCAAUCUGAACGCACAAGCUCGCCAAUUCGUUCCUCAUGGCAACAAACGUGCCCGUGAAGAUGGGGGCGACGGCAAUGAGGGCAACGCUGGUGGAAAGAGGAUUAGAGGUGGAGGCCACACUCGGGGCUCGUGA
This is a messenger RNA of Aspergillus terreus NIH2624, 5949 nucleotides long. Its product is annotated as putative filament-forming protein (Tpr/p270). Gene Ontology annotation, biological process: mRNA export from nucleus; protein import into nucleus. Gene Ontology annotation, cellular component: nuclear pore. NCBI's taxonomy places the organism in Eukaryota, Fungi, Ascomycota, Eurotiomycetes, Eurotiales, Aspergillaceae. The transcript has 2 exons. Gene Ontology annotation, molecular function: structural constituent of nuclear pore. The record is from RefSeq and is a predicted model, not a curated record. Bases 1 to 5949 code for a protein of 1982 amino acids.